AUGUCUGACAACCAUCCUGACCACUUACUACUAGGCGGCAUUGUCCUAGGUGACAUCAUCGAAGUCACUGCCGUCUACCGCUUCGACGCCAGCGAAGCCGAUACAAGCGCAUGGUUCACAGCAGCGGAAGAUCUUAUCACUCGGCACAAUGUCGCAUCCGACCAAUUCGCGCGCACGCUUCUCGCUGAUACGACAUACCUAGAUCAGCGCAGCUCCGAAGACGAUUGGGCGUUACGAAAAGACUUUUUACGCCUUCUUGAAGCAGAGCGACUCCCUAGCAGAUUUAGAUGA
Messenger RNA from Fulvia fulva, 291 nucleotides. RefSeq lists its product as uncharacterized. The coding region runs from base 1 to 291 and encodes 96 amino acids. The transcript has a single exon. NCBI's taxonomy places the organism in Eukaryota, Fungi, Ascomycota, Dothideomycetes, Mycosphaerellales, Mycosphaerellaceae. The record is from RefSeq and is a predicted model, not a curated record.